Molecule: messenger RNA, 14621 nt
Organism: Symbiodinium sp. CCMP2592
Lineage: Eukaryota; Dinophyceae; Suessiales; Symbiodiniaceae
Source: the annotation of a GenBank genome assembly
AUGCUGGUGAAGGGCGGCGCGGAGCGCUCCAAGGUCAACGCGCGGAUCCAGAGGACUUUGGGCCACUACGAGGUCAUCAUGGGCUUGCCUGCGGCCUGCUUUUGGGAGGAGCUUGUCCAGGCUUUCCCGAAGGCCAAGGUCAUCUUGACGGAUCUGGAGGAGGACCAAUGGUGGCUGUCCACUUCGAAGGCCAAAGAGGCCUUGGCGCGUGAUGUACCUGGAGUUCCCCUCAACAACAGCCCGGUGAGACACUGGCUGCAGCGCAUCUUCGCACCAUCUUAUGGCAAGUUCUGCUCAUUCUUGCGAUUCUACUGGGCCGCAAAGCUUGGCUACAGUGAGGGGCAGGUGAGUGAGCAUGUCGCCAGGCGGCGCUUUCGGGAGCACACCUCCUACGUCAAGGCUCGAAUGGCGUCCGCCUACGACGCGAACCACUUGUUGGUGUACAACGUGAUGGACGGGUGGACGCCACUCUGCAGCUUUUUGGGGCUGAAGGAGCCGGAGGAUGGUUUCCCAGAAGUGCGGUACAAGAACCGUGACAAGAGCCAACCGGAAUGGUUCGGGCGAGUCACGGGCAUGACCCUCCUUUUCCAUCCUAAUGGGGUGAUGAUCUCGCUCUUGCGGAGAGAGCUGCUCUCCAACGCCGUGACUGGCUUUUCCUUUGCGACAUUGCUCCUCUUUGUGCUUUUUCUGCUUGAGGGGCCUACGCCUGCUGGACUGGUCUACCUUGCAGUGCUCGGUACCAUCUGGACAGCUUAUGUGGUCAUGUACGAGACCAUGUACAAAAUCCCCUUCCUCUUCGUCCUCUCCACAACACUCAAGUGCCUGCUCAUCGCUGGCUCCUUGCAAACAAGCAGCGUCAUCUACGGGGUGCUCAAAGAGCAGGUCGCUUCUAGAGACAAGAUCCCCUCGGCGCUGGUGCUCCUCACGAAUCGACUUACGUCGACGGCCUGCUGUUGCCUCUACUUGCUGGUCACCACCAAGCGUGUCAGCCUGGGGGCAAGCCCACUAGCCUUCUCCUCCUUCGCGGUGACCAACGAAGUCUCUUCCUGGGCCGGAUAUGAGGUCAUGAGAUACUUUUCAUAUCGCGUGCAGGUAAUGUCGAAAUCCGCGAAGAUGCUUCCGACGAUGAUCGUCGGGCGAGCCUGGCUUGGCAAGCGCUACUCACCGCCGGAGUACCUUCGUGCUGUCUUGGCGCUCUGCUGUGUCUUCGCAAUGCACUGUGCCGACGAGUGGGACCAGCCACGCAGUGAAGCGAAGCAGACGCAAGAGUGGCUGAUGGGAGUCCUCAUGCUUGGGAUCUUCUUCAUCGCAGACAGCUACACCUCGACCAUACAGGAGGGCCUCUAUCAGGAGAAGGGGCUGACGGAAGUACAGAUGAUGCUUGGCGGUAACUUGCUCGGGCUUACCGUGUCCAUGGCGCGCAUCGCAUCCUCCUUCUCAAAGAUAUCGGCUUCCAUCGACAGCAUGUCCAUGUCCUCGCAGGGCUUGGGUAUGUUCUGGCGUCUCCUGGGGCUCGGAGUCAUGUCCGCAUUGACUCAAUUCUGCAUCUACUCUGCAAUCAGCGUUCUGGGAGCCGACGGAUUCGCGUGGGCGCAGGCAUCCCAAAAGUUGGUCUCCGUGCUGGUGUCCUUGGCCAUUUUUGGCUCCGGAAUCAGUGCCUCUGAAAGCAAAAUGACAGUCCUGUACGGGGGCCUUGCGCUGGACCUCGGGGACAUUGCCCACAACACCGUUGCCGCGAUCGGCGACCCUACGUGGGCGAGGGACUACCUCAACCUGCAGUUCUGCUCCUUCAACGCUGGGAAACGACCUGCAGUUGAAGAUGACGACAACGAAAGACCGUUGACUCUCACCACUCUCCUGGCCGCUCUCAAGGAGAACCGUGAGGAGAUUGUGGCACAAGUUCGGGAAGACAUGGACACCAUAACCAAUCGCAUGUCCACUGUGGAGCUGACUGUGGACACACAUGUUGCCAACACCACAAAACUUUUGGAAGCUAUGACCGACCGACAUUGUGCUAUGGAACAAAGUGUUCGCAAGGUGGAUGAAAAACAGCAAUCCGUGCUACAUCGUCUUGAGCUCUUGGAGGGGAAGUUUGCAAAGGCCAAGUUCUCUAUGUCGAGCACGAGGACCUCGGAGACCGAAGGAGGCAACCCCCGACCAGCUCUGGUGGUCGGGGGAUGGGAUGCCGACCAACACCAUGAAGAGACCCUGCGCUUGGUCAAACAACACCUCGCCGAGCUCAACAUCAACUUGGACGUCAGCCAGGCCUUCGUCCCAGGACUGAGACGCGGAUUCGCCCUCGUCCCCCUCACCAGGCUGGAGGGGGAAACAGAGGAAGAACAACGAGCCCGAGUUCAAGAGGCACUCCGCACAAUCCGAGCAGCCAAAGUCGUGACCGGCCAACGACCCGAAGGGGGACAGCGAUAUUUCUUUGCCGCUAUGAGCCAGAGCCCGGAACGCCGCAAACGAGCACAACUUGCUGGGAAAGUCAAAAGGCUCAUCAUCGAAGAGGGUGGAGAUGUACGCCGCAUCGAUGUCGAGUAUGGCACAGCAAACCUGUGGUACAACAGCAUUAAAGUCGCCUCGGGGGUUACCUCGGCUCCGGAAGGCGCUUCAGUCGAGAAAUCCGGCUGGGUUCACCUUGGCUCCCUGGCCCGACAGAUCGGGAUCUCGGAGGAGACUGCCGCAAACAAAUGGGGGGCUGGACAGAUGCAUGCCAUCAGUUGGAAUGUAGGGGGACUUUCAGCGGCUAAAGCACUUGAAGUCAUCCUUGCACUUCGGCGACAACGAAUUCGUCCUUUUUGUGGCACCCUGGUCGUGUUCAUCCAAGAGAUCAUAUGCGACCCGGGGAAACAACACUCUUCCUUCGGCGAGUUGCAGGCCUUUUUCGGCAAACAAGCUGGAGAAUGGAGCUUCGGCUGGGCGCUUUCUCGGUCCAUAUCCCACACCAUAGCACUUAUCGGGAUCGAUGCCAACGAGACCUUUGAAAUGGCACAACAACGAAGACAGACGAAGGCUUGCACUGCACGCGGGGAGAUGCUGCUGGAAUGGUUCGAAGAGGAAGAAUGUCACUUACCACAACAAUCCCUUGAGCGACCGAGCCACUUCCCGUAUAACACGGCACUCGAACCACGCCGACUCGACUACAUCUUUGCCAAGAAGCUGCUCUGCGACCCGGGGGAAAUCCUCGCCCACAGAGACAUCGCCACGUCGGACCAUGAACCCGUGGCAGUACCCUUGACUCAGAUUCGCAUCAAGAACAUCGAGGGGGAACGAGCUGCAGCUUGGUCAUCUCGUGUGCUCCGAGCAGGAGACGAGGUCGAUGCCAUCCUUGAUCGCGACCUCCAUGUCGGGGGUGACCCUGUGACACAGAUCCAGCGAGUCGCUGUGGCGAUCAGCAAACCCGGCAAACACAAGCAACCCUUCGAAGAAUCACCGGCACUUCGCGAAGUCCGACGACAAGCACUCCAAGCUCCACCUGGCGAAGAACGACGACGCCUUUGGAAACUGGCCAGGAAAACACGCAAGCAAGAACACAGACAGUGGCAACAGCUGGCCAUGCAGAAGGUGGCCGAAUUGGACUGGGGGAUGAAAAAGGCCCUCACAGAGCAGAGCCGUGAUCACACGUGGGAACUGCACCUGAUUGACGACGACAACUGGAAGCAGGCGCUGCAGGACCACUUUGAAAAGAUCUUCUUCAAACAAAAGCAGAUCAUUGUCACAGCCACCAUCUGGGGGAUCAUGCACCAGCUCGAGAUCAUGUGCAAGCACACACCCUGGAAACCUUUCACGAUGGAAGAGCUUGUCGCUGUGAAGGUCAAGUGGAAAAACGGGAAGUCGUGUGGACCCGACAUGGUGUCGCGUGAAGCUUUGAAGGCCAUGCUGCCCCACCCAACAUGGGGGAACCGCCUGCUAGAGCUGUUCAACGACAUGCUCUACACCUGCCGCAUCGUUGCAAGUGUCGAGACAGGAGUCACCAUCCUGUUAGCAAAGACGAGUCAGCCAAAAGACUGGAGCGAAACUCGCCCCAUAACACUCAGCUCAGUCCUGCUCAAGACCUUUGGGCAAUUGGUCUUACAGCGAUCGGGGGAUGCCAUUCAAACCCCAGCAAGGCUGCAAUGGUGCAGGCGGGGGAGACAAGGCAUCGAAUUGAUCCUCAUACUCAGAAGACUGGCACGCAUCGCUCGCGAUUGGGGCCUGGAGUUCUACAUCGCCAAGUUAGACAUCCGGAAAGCUUUCGACUCCAUCUACCAAGAAAGCCUUGCCGCCCACGUGCACCAGGCCGUCGGGGAAAAAGCCCGCCUCCCCUGGGAGGCUCGAGCGUGGGUAGCACUGCUCCAUGCAGAAAAUAUCUGCAUACAAGUGGCGGGGGAAAGCAUUCCCAUUCGCCAGAGCAAUGGAGUCCGUCAAGGUGCACCCGAAAGUCCAGUUGCUUUCGGCUCCGUAGUGGCAGAGGACCUUGAUGCAGCCAUUCGAGAGGCGAAAAGCAGCAAGCCUUCUGACGACACCUCACCACCCGAAGACGGGGGAAGCUACAUGGACGACAACUACAUCUGGUCGACAAACCGCCAGCACUUCCAACACUUGCUUUCGUGUUUGGGCCAUCGACUACCUCGACGCGGACUCUUCCUGCACCCGGGGAAAACCGACAUCAUUUCCAACUCCGACAAGCCGGCGACCUUCAAAGUAGCGGGGGAGAAUGUCGUGACCAAAGGGCCCAAACAUAUUUUUCACGUGCUUGGGAGCCCUCUCUCCUUCCAUGGGGGGACUGCCAUGUUGCUGGCUGAAGCACAAAGCAGGGCCCGAAAAGCCUUCUGGACCCAUCGAGAGUCUUUUACCUCUGCAGCCACCAUCCGGCAGAAACUCCAGAUCCAUGUCGUGCUGGUCAGACAGAGCGCCCUAUGGGCUUGCCAGACAUGGCCGUGCCACAGCAGCCUCUUACGCUCCAUCAACAGCAUCCAACUUGCCCAUGUGCGAGUCAUGCUUGGACUCCGACGACAACCAUGUGAAGAGUGGGCGACCUGGAACAAGCGAAGUCUCCGACGAAGCCGCCUUGCCCUCUACCACUGUGGGGGAAUCCGCUGGUCCACUUUCGUGCUCUCCCAGAUUUGGACCGCCAUUGGACAUGUUAGCCGUGGUGAUCCUAUCGGGGGGAAAAUCCUCCAGUGGCACAGCCUCCAGUGGUGGCAAGAGCAAAAAGACCGAGGGCAACCUGUGCAGCAUGCAGCCCGCUUCAACGCCUACAUGGACAUAGACCGGCAACUCAGCGACACAAUCGGCAAGAACUGGUUUGCGAUUGCACAGGACAGGGACACAUGGGGGGAGUGGGAAUCUGUUUUCAUUGCAAAGUACGACGUCCCAUGGAGCAGUGGCAAACAAAGCAGCAUCGCAAACCUUGCACCGGGGGACCAACAAGCCUCCGACAGAGCCUUCCUAGCAAGCCUUGAGGAUGACAACCGGACAGACGCAGGAGCAACAUCCACAACACAGCAAGCCCUGCAGCGCAUACUGGCAAAGGCUUGGCGGCAACUGAGCGCGGCUAGCAACCACAACCCCACCUCGUACUUCGACAUACAACAUGAUAUCGACAUUCUUCUCACAUGGCUGAAUAGUCACUUACACGCCAUGGCCACGGCACGCGCUGGCAACCCUCAACAGUGGGGGACCGGCGAAGCUGGGCUGGACUAUGACAGAGGCAUGUUCAACACGGGGACUGUCCUCGGCCAGCUGGGCACCGCUCUGCAGGGGAUCCAAAUGGAGCCCCAACAACGAGAGCACUGGCUACAGUUGGCAGAUCUCUGCCACUAUCUGGCUGCGGUGGAGAGAGGCGACCCAGUUGGGCACCCCGCGGAUGUCAUAGCUGCACAUCGGGGGAUUGUAACAUCUCACCUGGCCCGUGACCGUCGACAACGCUUGGCCCGGGGGAUUGCCCUCGAACUACAGUCCUUGAGAAGCCAACUACAACAAUGGAGGCACUACAUCCUGGACAACCUGUUCUCCCGGGCUUUGCUGAAGUACACGAUCCGGCCGGGGGACAUCUACCUGCACCUCCAGGCGCUGCUGAUGUACAUGAUCCUGCCGGGGGACGUGGCAUGGCAACAUCUUCUUCAAGCCGGCAAGAAUGGUGGCUCUUCGAUCGACACCACGGGCUUGGGAACGUACCCACUGGCAGUCAUCAGGAAGACGGGGGACUACCUCGUGAAGGACUCAGUCCCACGGAAGACAUCGCCAGUAGCAGUGAAGAAAGCCCGGCGGAACACCGACGCCGCCGCCUACAUGGUGCCCUCGACCGCCACGGGCCGAUCUGAGGGCUCUCGGCUCAAGGGUGACAAAGAGAGUCGCCCUGCUGAGGAGCUGGUUCGUGCCCUACAGAAGGGCACGAGCCUUUCAGUUCCCGUGGCUCGGAACCGAGCCCGGGAGCAUCGUACUGGUGGUUCGAUUGGUCCUGGGAAGGAUCCACCGAACCGAAAGCCAGCACACCCCAAGCUGAAGAUGCCCAUUCUCGACGAUGGUAUUUCCGGAUUUUGGCCGGAGUACUGUGGGAGAUAUGGGUGGACCUAUUGGUUGGCCACGACCACUAUUCUGUUGGGGAUGCUGCAACUUACCUACUGGACCUAUGCGUGGGUCGUCAGGCCCAUCAUUGUCGUCAUAGGAGCCCUGCUCCAAUACGUGGCGGGCCGACGAACCUGGGAAGCCGUGCUGAGAGGGCACGGCGAGAACCCCUACCAUGUUAGGUGGACAGGACCCCAGGGCGAGCAUCCCUGGUCGGUCAAUUAUGUUCAAGAUCAAGUCAGGGGGAGAGGUGAACAACAGCUCCCGUACGACCUUCUUGUGACCGACGGGGUAGCAGUGGCCCGCUUACGGCACGGAGCCGUACGGGGACGCACCAACCGACAUGGAUUCCUGUGCCGGUGCGACAGCGUGCACGGGGCGUCCCACCGCUACUGGAGAAGGUGCUUGGAGCGAGCGCAGUGCGUUGUGCACCUGUGUUCGGUAGAUCCGUGCACUUCGCCUGAAGCUGCAGAGCUGCACAUCACGGCAAGCAGCGUGGUCCCCCAGAGUGUGGACGUCGACCUGAACGAACUGUCAGGCCGGGGACCCAUGUGUCGGGCCCUCAACGCUUCCAAGUUCAUGGCACUACAGGGAGUCACUGGACUUUGGGGCACCGGGCGAGCAUGUGGGCGCUGGAUUGCGUCCUGGUGCUGCUGCAGUGGAGCGAGACACUCGAGGCGCGUUCCGCGCCCGGAAAAGGAAGAAGGGCGCACCCCCCGCCAUGACUUGUCGGAGACCGAAUCAGAAGAAGAAGACAACCCGUGCCAGGCAGAUGCGAUUGCCUGGAAAGAAGGCACGCAGACGAAAAGGCUCAGCAAAGAGCGCUGCAAAGAUGCAGCGUGCUCGUGGGUUAAGCUUCUCAACGACGACGGCGUGCAAAGCAGCAGUGGGGAACUACAUUGGGACGGACUGCAAGCUAGCUGCCAGCUCUGCGCCCGACACCAAGAGAGCUACGCCCUUUCGAAAACCCGAAGGGCGUGCUCGGUCGAGGGCUGUGAAAAGGUUGCCCAAACCGUGAAGGGGGGGGUCAAGCUUUGCAGACUUCACGCCAGCAAAGAGGAACGAGGCCCUGCCGUCAAGCCGGGGAAUUUCGCUUCCCGGUCGCGAGGCCUUCCGCAAGCCAGAAAGAGGUCUGCUAGCCGUGGCGCGGAGCGCGCCCGGCCGCACUCACAGGAUGCCACACCCAAACGCGGUACUCAGACGGAGGCAGCAGAACUCCGUGGGAUUUCCUCUCCCCCGCGUUUGGAUGGGGCCGCUUCCGCGGCUUCCCUCCCCGGGGGAGAUGCUUCGGUUGAGGAUCAGGUACUAUCAGGGCUGACCUGGGAAGAGAUCGCGGGGAUACCAGAUGAAGAUCUCCGCAAGAGGGAACCGGAAGAAAGCCAAGCCCUGUUCGCGUACAUGGAAGCGAGGCUCCAAGGGAAGGGCCACGACUCAGCGGUCAAGGUGUCCGCGGACAAGUCCGUGGGCUGCUCCAGCCCCGGAUCGUCCGUGGGCUGCUUCAGCCCGGAUCGCCGCCCGACAGCUCAGGCACUGUCCAGGUCAAGCCCAGGAUCAGGAGGAUCUGGAGGUAGGACCGACGCGGUGGACGCGCUGGCCCAGGCCACCAGGGCUUUCCGAGCAGGAGCCUUUACUGAUGCAGAGGCACCCGCCGCAGACGAGACAACCAAAGCGCUCCAGGCGAUAGCCAAAAGCCUGACCGCAAAGGAAGACGCCCUUGCGCAGGAACGAGGCAAACUGGCGUCAAUUGGGCGCCUGCUCCGGGGCUGCGACACCCUGAGCGUCACUCUGUGCCCAGGCGUGGUGGGCAAGGAACUCUUUCAUGCGCUUCGCAUCGCCGGAACGCAGGCAAGACCGCAGCUGCGGAAGAUCGAGUUCCCUUGCAACAUUCAGAACCGGCACAGCUACGGGUUUGCGGCACUGCAGUUGGGCGGGAAAACGCUCAGUACCCUGCCUGAGUACUGCCUCUCAGCAGGAGAUUUUCCGCUCACCUCGGAAGAAGAUUUCGACAAUUACGGGGGCUCACCGGAUCUCAAACUUGAACGUAAGGGCCGGUACCCUAACACGUUGACCUCCUGGUUCAGAGCCGCCCUCCGUCAGUCUUGGGCCUUCGCCUGUCUCUUCGGCGAAGAAUAUUACCCCGUGCUCGAAAAGGCAGCCUCACACCUGCUCCGCUUAGGGGAGCAACACGGCUAUGCCUGGUCGGCUUCGGCAGUAUACGGUGCGUGGGAAGAACUUUGGGCCCGCUUCUGCGAAGAAGCUCGGGAGUUGGAUCGCCGCAUCCGCAGAGCCAUGCAGGAUGAGACUCCUACGUUUGCCAGGCUGAAGUUUUUCGCCCUGUCUCCUGGCCCAGACGGGCAACCCUGGCUCCAACUGCCAGGCACCUUUCGCCUUGAUGACGAUACCCAAUACUUCUGCACCGAUAUGUUGCCGCGCAUGCAGCGACAGCUCUCGCGUGCGUGUUGGGCCGGCGCGCAGAAGAAGAGCAACGCCGGGUCCCUGGACCACAGGCCGAAAGACCAACAGGGCCAAUACCUGUGUUGGGAUUUCUUGACGCAUCGCGGCUGCAACAAGGGCAAUGGCUGCCCCCACUCACACAAGGCUGCUCCAAAGUGGACCACGCUGGAUUACACGGUCCAGCUCCAGUUGUUGCGCCGCGGGGGCCUUAAGGGGCAAAAGGCCAAAACCGCGGACGAGGUCGACCGUGAGUUUACCCGAGUCCGGGCGGAGCAGGCCGCGAAAGCCGCAGCCGCCAAGCAGGAAGGUAUCGCCGCCGCCAAGGCCAAAGCUUCGGCCACCCAGAGGACCGGCCAAGCUGCGAGCGCGAGCAAUGCUGACCGAACACUCACCUGGAAGGGCGUCGGUCAUUGGGCCAUCCAGGACCAGCUCCCACUCACACCGGAGGCACGCGUCGCUGAGGACUCUUUGGGGCCGACGCCCGAACGGCUCACGCAGGCCGAAGCUGAUGUCCGGGUGUUCCACCACGACCUUCUUCAUUUUGGGCACGACCGGGACUACCGUACUUUGGUCGCGCACCCUUUGCAGGAGUGGGAUUGUUUGGGACUGGCCGUCCUGCGCCUGGACGCCUAUAUGCGGCCUAGUGUUGAAGUUGUUUGCGGCAGCCGUUACAGCGGCAAGGCAGAGGACACUCGGUGGGUGCUGGUGCACCGUGGCCAUAUGCGCUUGCUGGUUCCAGACGAAUCCUGCUUGCCGCCCCUGGGGAGCCGCGAGCUCGAAGCGGCUGGCUGGGAGGCGUACCUUGAGGAAGCCGAGGGCUCUCCGCUACUUGACGCCGGGCGCCUCCUGCAGUGCCAGGUCUGUCACCCCAAGCGUGCGCCUGGUUCUUUUCGGACGGGGCGUGAGGCGGGGGCUUUUGGGUUGCAGGUUCUACGCGCGGGUCGCGGCCACACUGUCCCUGACGAGUGGUCCUCCGCUUUGCGGUUGGCUGCCGCACAGUUGCAAACAGGCGGGCGCUGCGUGCUGGAGGCCCCUCUCUACCGGCGUGCCUGGACCGACAAGGCAACGCGGAUUCAAUUGGAGGAUCUUGCUUCCUCCCUGGUCAGCAAAAUGCAAAGGCUGAAAGGCGUGCUUGAUGGCCCUGCGAGCGAGGCUGAGCGAAACAGCCAAGAGGCAGACCUCUCUGAGGGAACAGGCGACUCCGUCAGGUGUGGAAAGCUGUUCGCCGACUCCGGCCCGCCCUUGGGGCCUCCGCCGUCCUGGCUUCCCAAGAGUCUCCCCAAAGAAGCGGAGGAGGCAGCCGAAGCCUACCUGCGGGAGGUGCACCAGGUCGAGUACUCUUUGCAGGCCUGGAAUGACGCCGUGCAGGCUGGCACGACUCUCCUCAGGCUUUGCGGAGGGUGGAAGGAGGCUGUGGGAGCACUGCGUUACGCGUGGAGGGCCCGGGGGGGAGAAGAUCACUUCGCAGGGCUUUUCGACCACCACCUUGAUAGCCACCUUCCUGAGGAUCUCCUUGCGUGGGUUAGAAGAGUUGCCCAGGAAGGGGUAAAGGCCGAGUACGGUGGCACGCAGCGUGCCUGGGUUAAGGCCACCCCGCAUCCCUCACUUAAGGAUCACGUGGAAGAAGCCCGGCAACUCAUCUGGCAGGACGCCACGCGGGGACGAGUGCUUUUGAUGAGCCCAGGCCCCGAUGAGGAGGACUUGUUGGAUGGGGUGGUAUCCGUACCAUUGGCACGAGUGCCGAAGUAUAACCCAGACAGGUCUGUCUCCUCCAAAGGGAGGGUAAUAUGGGACGCCAGAGUCGUUAAUGAACUUUGCCAUAAGGACGACCAUUUUCCAGCCAUCCAACCCAGAUAUGCUGAGGUGGUAAGGUUGGUGAUGUGGUACAAGAGCCGGUACCCAGGCGUCCGCGUUUUAUUGGCGAAGAAAGACGUCUCAGAAGCCUUUAAGUGGCUUUGGGUCGAGCAGGACGACUGCAGGCUUUUUGGGGCGGAUCUUCCCUCCGAAGGGGCUAUCCGGGACAACCGAGAGUUCAUGGCUUUCGCAUGGGCGAUUAAGUUGCUACACCGAGCGUGUGGCCCUGACCGACCCGAGUGGCACGACACGUCCUCCUUCCGGCGAUCCGGCAAACUCUUGGGCUACUUGCCAUCAACGCGGCCAAAGAUGUCGAAGAGGGUUGAACGGGCCUACCACGUUCUCCAGUCCCCGCACUUCGACGCCGGACAGACCAAGGUACCUCUCAAAGAGGUCCAGGUGCUGCGAGGCUCUCAACAGUUUUGGCUAGGAGUCCUACCGCAACUUGCCCCCUACCUCCAGAGCACCAAUGCGCUUUUGGGACCCGCUGACCGAGAGGGCCACGUCGUCCUACGCGGGAACGAGGCCGAACAGUCCGCACAGUGGGAAGCGUUCUGGAGCGCCAUUGAGCUGCAACGGCUGCUGGUCGGCUCGCGACAGUUUUGGGAAGCGCGUUUCGUUUCGCAGCUCGAGCACGCUCUCACCACGCCUGAACUUUUGGCCCUAUACCAGAGGUCAAGCGUAACCUGGUCUGGGUGUCAGCUGACGCUACGCCUAUACCCGACUUGGAGCGAUCGACUGGCCAAUGCCCAGGACCCUACUGACCUUGAGGCUCGUACCGAGCCCGAGGAGGACCUGGUGGAAAUAGGCGUAGCAGAACUAUUGGCCUUGCUCGUUUUGGUCGUCGCCAGAAAGGAAGCCUGGGCGGGCAGUGUUGUCCUGUACUUGGGAGACAACACCAAUUUGCAAGAUUGGUUGCGCAAGCGACAAGCGGGGGGGGCCUACCUCCGCACCUACUACAAUCAAACCGCCGACGACCUGACCCGGCUUGACCCCGACAAAGUCAUGGAACAACAGGGGCUGACUCGCCUCAGCGUUCCUGAGGAUUGGGGCCGGGUGCUGGAAGAAGCUUGGCACCGCAGAGCCCUCUUGUGGGUCAACCCGACUCCGAUACAGCUCGCCGCACAGAGGAUUGGGCCGGCCCCCCCGCGGGCCAUGCCCGCGUUCGGCUGGAAGGUGCACGAGCUCGGAACUUCGGAGCAUGGCGUGUAUACCCGGGCUUUCUUUGCGGCUGGGGGUUUGAAACACGACCCCCAAGAUUCGACGGCCACUCCAAAGGGAGCACCCACCGUGGAGCGUUCCGCUCCCGGUGAGGAGGGAACUCCGACGCAGGAGGAGCGUCUGCUCUGCGUAGCUACUGUGACCGGUGAAGCGGAGGCGCGAAGAAUCGUGUCAAGCGUGCCCACGCAGGCCGCGAGCAUCUGGAUCGACUCCUUUCGCCCGCUCACGGUCGAGGCGAUCUGCACAGAAGAUGCCCAGAACCGCUGGGAGUGGUGGACAGAAGAGUUCACCGGCCGUACCUUUAAGGAACAGGUGUGGUGGCACCGCUGGGUGCUAGUCGGCGUGAACCCCGAUGCGGGCAAGGCCGGAGCUUGCGAGCUCCCGUGGGAAGACGACGCAGAAGCCCUGGUACGCCUGUGGCUCGGAGGAAAGCUCGAAGACAGGUCUGGGACCCGCUGCUCCGGAAUGGGCGGCAAAGGCAACCAGAAAGGGAAAGGAGCCCAGAAAGGGCGCAGGGACCAGGAGAAGUUGGAGCGUCUCCGUGGCUCGUUCCGAGCCCGGAGUGACGCCGACCGGCGAAGACUGGUUAAGAUCCUCAGACACGAGGCUGCCCUCCUGGGUCUCCCGAUCCGCGAGGACGGAUGGGUCUCGUUGAGGGACCUCAACGCAUGCGUCGGAUCCAUAUCCGGCGAGGAUGCCGCCCAGAUCAUCGGGCGAGAUGAGAAAGAUAGGUUAAUUCUUUCCCAAGAGGAGAAGACGUGUGGGUGGAGGUCUGACAUCGAAACCUCCGUGUUUGUCCUUGCACGAGAAGCCGCCCAGUAUGCCCAGGUUCGGUUUCUACUUACCACCAACGACAUCUACCUGGCACCGGACGGAAUACCCCCCGAGUAUAUCUCUCAGAUAGAGUCCUGGCGCAAAGGACCUGUUCCCUUCCCACCACGGGCCGCGGGGUCUUCCGUGGGGCGUUCCGCCCCCGGAACGGCCGCCAGCUCGCGACGGGAAGGAGCUGCGAAAACCGCAGCUGAAAAGGCUCAACAAAGGGCCGAGGCUGUGGCUGAGCACAAAGAGGCCGCGCGCUUUACCGAGAGGCAAGAGGCCAGGCGUAAGUUAGCGUCUGCUGCGCCUCGGGGCACAGUAGGCGUAGAGCUGCAGAGAGCUCUGGACUCCGACUGUGAGUCCUGUUCGGGCCGAAGGGAGCAAUCCACCCUGAGCGCAGCAGCGUACGCCACGCAGCGCCUGCGAGCCAUGGAGGCGCGCCCUCCGCCGGAACCCGUCGUUCUUAGGCCACGCCACCAACCUGGCACCCCCGCACAGGGCGGCGAACAAGGGGCCCUUGGCUCGACCGACGACACAGCAGAAACCCCUGAACGCCAAGAGCCGGAGCUGGGGGACGAGGAAAUGGAACUGAUCGGGGUCGCUGAGCAGAGGAACUCAGACCAGUGCCCGCUGGAGGGCAGCACCGAGGGCGACGAACCGAUGCCUUCCAUGGAGCGUUCCGCUCCCGGAAUAGCGGAGGUCACGCCCGAGGGCGACGAACCGAUGCCUUCCGUGGAGCGUUCCGCUCCCGGAAUAGCGGAGGUCACGCCUGAAGGUAGCCAAAGCCCGGCCGCUCCGAAAAACACCGCCCAGGAAGCAGCACCGACGCCUGCCGUGGCGUUGGGUGAGGUGGCGUUGGCAGAGCCAGAAGCCAUCGCGCUGAAAGUCGAUCCGGACACGUUGACGGCAGAAAUCGGCAAGCUGUCGUUGGAAGACGAGGACCCGGAUUGGUCCGGCGACGAGGCCGAAAUCCAGGUAGCCACCGCUUUGCCGGGAGAGGCCGCGUCCAGCUCCUCCAAACAAGAAGAGGGCGGGGGAACCAAGAAGGAACUCGAGCUCGACGAGACGGAGGAACCUGCCCCACGCCGCCGCAAAGUGGUACUGGCUACAGGCCAGUUGUCGCUCCUCCGGGCCCUGGCCGCUGCCAACGCGUCCAACUGGUCCGGGGUUCAGCGAGCCCUCAGGGAAGCCCAGGGAUCGGGCGAAGAAAAGAGCGAGCUUGUGGAGAACCUUACGUCCCUUGCGCAAGCGUUCUCCAAGAACCGCGAUGCCUGCGCGCAGGCGGCAACCUCGAGGGUUGCCGCCCUCGCGGAGCUCGAGGGCGCGGAAGCUGCUUACUUCGCGGCACUCCCACCGGCCCUGGCAGAACUGGAACGGAAAAACCCCGUGAGGCCCAGCAUGAAUAGGAGCCUCGGGUGGAUCAACCACGCGCGCUUCCUGCAGGACAAAGAAGCUGCCGGAGUGUGGGUAGCGCGCAGAAAGGAAAAAUCGCGCCUGCGGGCCGCCGCACACCGAGCAGCCCAACAGGUUGCCGAAGGUGCCGGGGCAGGUGCGCAAGACCCGGUCCGCGACCAGGCCGACGCAGCCAGCCACCUCAACUUUCAAAUGAACGAGGCGGCAAAGGACAGCCUACGGCGCUUCCAAGAGGAGCUGCGCGCUGGGGAGCUGGACGCCCCGAUGCGAGCCGCGGUAGCUCAGAAGCGCAAACCCGAGUCCGAGCGCAG